AUGAGCGUGGAGACGUUAAUCCUGCGAAUGUCUUCGGACUCUGAGGCGUCCUCUGCGCCCGAGUCUCCGGCUGUGGACUCGACUCCCGAGAGCGCUCCGUUCCUAGCCGAAGAGGCUUAUCCACUUGUCCUGGAAGCGCUGGUAUCGACUGGCCUGGGGGAACAGAUUUGCUUAUCCGAGGACAACAUUGGGGAGAUAUCACGUGUAGCGAGCAAGGCACUUUUCACGCCCGGCUCGGUGUUUACGCAGUUUCUGGUUGUCCCCCGGGUCGAAUGUGCCAUUUCGGUCCUUUUAUGGCGGUUACGAGUUUCAUCGACCUGUGCCGAGGGACACUCGGCCCUCGACUUGCCAUCGAUCCCCGCCCACGUACUGGCAAGCAGUCUGUCUGGACUGUUGGACAACACCAAGCUGUACAAAGGGACCAAACAGCACCCUGUGCCUGUCCGGAGACUUGUACUCGACUCCCACCACCACCAACAGUCCCACUUGCUGCCUUCGCCUGUCACAGCCACUCCGGUGUCCACCUCGCCUUCUCCACCGAGGCCGGCCCUGCUCCAGACGCCCAUGACUCCUCCAGACUCGGUCGCAGGUGAUUCGACACCAGUCCCAAAUGGACUCCCGACUCACAAGAAGAGCAUCAAAUUUCGGCCCCCGCCAAUCAUCACACGCACAACUCCUGGUCGAAAUCCAAAGAGCGCCGGUACUGGCCCUCUUGCUCUGAAUUUUGCCGCUGCGGCCUUGGCCGAGUAUCAGAUCGAGCCCUUGGACUAUCAGCCUACUCAUGACACCGAGAGUCCAGCAGACAAACUUCCUCCGCCAUCUCCAUCCAAAAUUCCUCCUCCUUCGCCAUCCAAACUUGCUUACCUCAGUAAGAUCCCGACCACACCAUCCAACAUCGCUCCUCCUCGUAUCCCCUCUCGCCCAGCCUCGCCCACCAAAUCAGGCCGAUCCCGCUCCAGACCUCCGUCCCCAAAUCCACCCAGACCGGCUUCACCCACAAAGCGCCUCAAGAAACCUCCACCUGGCGUCAAGCGCUCCAAAUCCCUGACCGGCAAGUCCAAAAAGCCCAAAGACAAGGACAAGGAAAAGGAAAAGGAGAAAGAAAAGGAGAAAGACACGACCGAUGGGAGACCCAAUUCGUCCAUGUGGACUCCCGCAGGGGUUGAAGCGCAUUACCGAAACGACUCGAGUGUGCGAACCUUGGCGUUGGGUGCGUUGACGGCUCGGAUCGCGACUGAGAGCGGGGAGCUUUCAAGUUCUGUGACGAGCGGGGGAUCGACACCGCUCCAGAGUGGAGUUGGGACACCUCUUCAGAGUGGGGUCCCGACGCCUUCUGCGAGUGUGAUGGCCACUCCUAUUUUGACCGGCGCGAUCAUCACCCCGUUUGAGCCUGAGCCCGAACCCGAGUCCGAACCUGAAGUCAAACCUGCGUUGGAGGCGCAUAUUGAGGUGGAGGCUCCUACGCCUUGUGCUUCCCCCAAACCGUCUGUGAAAUUAUCGGUUCUAUCGGCGGAGGAUGUCUGCUCGUUUACUGAGCGAAGCGAGGAAGAUACCGUUGAAGCUUUGGCACCAUCUACAUCAAGACAGAAUUUAGGGGUUUCCCCUUCACGAGAACAUCUGGUACCGUCUGGGUCCAGAGACCAUCUAUCACCCUCUAGAUCAAGAGAGAAUAUAAGUUUAUCAAAUUAUUCGCAAGAAGAACUAGCCCCACCUCGAACUCCGUCCCCCUCCCGACCCAAACGAGUAUCCAUAUCCUCGGACCCACGCACGCCCUCGCCCACCCGUUCCGUCUUUCCAGGUUCGAGCUUGCACGUGCUUCACUCCCCCGACUUGUUACGUUCGCCGGUGUCGAGUAUGUAUCGGAUGAGCGCCAUGGGUAGCCCGAGUCCGGGGAGGGACGGUUCGCCUAUUCCCAGGUCGAUUUUGAGGAACUCGCUGAGCGGGUCUCCCGCUCCGAGAAACGAGCUGCUCAAGCGCGCUACUUCUCCCUCUGGCUCCACUCGUUCGCGGACCAUCUCCAUCAGCGGCGCGAGCCUCGUGCGCAGUCGAACACUCAGUGGCGCAAGCCUAGUUCGCAAUAGGACCGUUAGCUCUGGCGAAAGCGUCCGACACCGAACCCUCAGUUCGAGCGAGAGCAUUCGUGUUGAGCGGACGAGAACGACGAGCGAUCUCGGUCGGACGAGUGAAGAGGGCAGUUUGCAUAGUGUCCAGCGCGCGAGUAUCGAGUCUGCCCAACGCGCCAAACUCGAGAGUCCUGUCCGUACGAAUCUCGAGUCUGCGCGACGGAGGGCUAGCAUUGGGCGCGGGAAUAGCUUGGAUAGGCGGGUCGGUAGGGAGGACCGGUACCAAUUGAGCGUUCGCGUCGAGGAUAGACACCAGGCAAGCCACGAGGACAAAAACCGAAUGAGCGUCGACAUGGACGGAAUCACCAUCAUGGCCGUUAGUAUCGCCGACGCGACGCCCGUUACGCCUACCCCCAGACGCACAGCGUUUAAUCUCGACGCGGACGACUUUCUCACCCCUGUGAAAAGGGCCGGGUCUCCUGGUGCGAUGUCCCUCGGAACCGGAACACCCGGUACAAUUUCCACGCCUGGUGCUAUACGUACGCCCUUGGGAGCGAACACUCCUGGAGCGAUGUCCAUCGGUACGGGUACCCCCAACGCCCACCUCGGCGUCUCACCAGGCCCCUCGUUCCACUUGUCCCCGGGCGCAAUGUCCAUCUCGACCGUUCCUUCGCUCUCCCCGUUUCCAGAGUCCGAUGAUGGCGAUUUCGGGUUUAGAGACGGCGAAGAGGAGAAGACUGUUACCGCUCGCAUGCCGCCGAGGGCAGAGAGUCCUACGAGACGCGCGAACCAGAGUCCGUCGAGACGGGAUAGCCAGAGUUUGACUCGGCGAAAUAACCCCAGCCCCACUCGACGAGAUAACCAGAGCCCCGUCCGGCGACCCGAAACUCCCCCCAAGCCCAAACGACGACCACUCCCUCCGCCUCCGCAAGGCAGUCCGACUCGAAAUGUAGCCGCUCUGCGUCCCUUGGCGGCCAAUCCGCCCGUACGUAACAGGCCAGUCAGUCCGCCCAUGAAUGGUCGGAGUACUCCUGUUACGGGCCGAGGUACCCCUACUCGCCAGCUCCAAGGUACUCCUACGAGGCAGCACCCCGGUAUACCACCCCGCAGUUGGACAGAUUCGCCCUCGCGUGCUUCAACCUCUACACACCAGGCGAUCGGAGUUCCCAUGACCCAAGUGUCUUCCAGGCCACGGACCUUGUCUACUCAGACUCGUGGCCAACAGGUCGAGAGCGGGGUCUCCGAGAGCGAACCCGAGUCGCUGGCCUUUCCCGGCAGUACAUCCACAUUAUCUCUCCCCGGGGACGUCAGCCUAUCCGAAGUGUCCCCCUUUACUGCCCCGAAAGAGCUGGAAAGUUCGAGCGAGAGCGAGCGUCCCAGUCCAUGGAUCGGUCCGGGCGUGACGUCUUCCCCCUGGGUCAAUCCUCGCGCGUCGUCUUCGAGUUCAGGUUCACCUUGGAUGGGAACGAACAGCAUCGAGUUGCUUGGCGGGAGCGGGAUGUUGAUGAAUUCGAGUUUGCCCAAGCUUACGGAGAGUCCGAGCCCGAGGAACAGUGCAGAGACGACUCGGCCAAAGGGUGGUAAACAUUCGAGAAACGGUUCGAAUUUGGGUCAUUCGAGGGCGGGGUCUACCGUCGGACAUGAGCGCAAUGGGUCUGCUACCGGACACGAGCGCAACGGGCCUGUUGUUGGGCACGAACGCAACGGAUCGAGUUCUCGUCCUGGGUCGUCUGUUGGGCAUUCUCGUCCCGGGUCAACUAUGACCCACUCGCGCACCGGCUCAUACACCACCCCGGCGAUAUCCCGCUCGGACGUGAUGAGGCUUGUUGGCCGAGGCGACUCGUUUGAUUCCAGUCGCGAGGAGCCGACUUCGCCACGACCGUCUGCGCUCAGCACUGUUGCCGAAUAUAACCAGCCCAAACCUAUUUUUAUGGUCCCUGGUGCGGAUCCGGCCAAGGUGUCGAGUACGUCGAGGCCCAAGAGCAUGGCCCAUGUCGAGGAGGAGCAGUCGCUUCAUGGGCGGGUCGCAAGCGAGGACAGCGAAGAGUCCGUGAUCCUUAAUCAGGACGGGCAGGCGAUGGUGCGGACCACUGAAGUUGGAGUCGGAGCUGGACGAGCGAGGGUGCAGACCGGGGUUGGAAUUGGCGUGAGUCGGUCAAGAGGCGGCAGUGUAAUCAAGUCCAAGACGGACAGCGGACUACGAAAACGAGUGGAUAGCGGCAAGAGCGAACCUCGGGCCAGGGCGGACAGUACUAAAUCCAAUGAAUCCAGGCCGAGAGUAAGCAACGUGCCCCGGCCCAAGAUUGAGAAUGUGCGUCGCAAGCCCGUCUCGAGUGGGUCUCAGUCUCCCGUGACUGGCUCUCCAGCGACACCUACUUCCGCUUCGACUACUUCCGCACGUCGAUUUUUGGUACGCAAGGCAUCUUCUGAAGCGCCCUCUCGUACGCGCAAAACCUCCAAUGCAUCGAUGCGCAAGAGCUCAACGUCCUCGUUGCGUUCAACUCCGCACACGACCGUGUCGUCUCCCUCGGCGCGUAAAUCGACCCGUACGACCUCGUUUUCCUCUGGGGCCUCUACACCUCGGUCAAAUGGCGCACUUAGCCCGCGUAUGAGGACUGCGUCUGGAAGCGGCAACGCGACGCCAAAAGCAGGCACCCCUCGGACAAGUAUAUCUUCUGGUCGCAGCAGCAUUGCGUCCCCUAAAUCGAACUUGGUCAAGUCUAGCACUAGCCCUCCCAAAGCCGCCCCUAGUACGGCUACUCCCAAGGCGGCCCCGCGGCCAUUGCCUCCUAGGCCCGGCCCUCCCCCAGUUCGCCCUCAGAGAUCUGCGCUUCGACCCAACCUUCGUGCCUCGGUCACUAUUCCGCCUGCUCCUGUUCCUUCCUCAUCAGCGACUACUACGCCUACAUCCUCUGGCCCACCUCGUACCCGUGCUGUGACCAUGGACGUCCAGCCUACCUCACCUACCCACGCCGACCCCCGCCCCAGACGUACAACAUCCAUCUCGUCCAAACCACCCCCUGUAUCCCGCUCAGGCAUGUCGAGUGCUCCUACAGCCCCAACUCCCAUAGUAUCUCGCCCCAUGAACCGAACUUCUGUUCAUUCCGGAUUAGAGCAUCCGAGCAACGAUGUGCCCUUCCCGAGCCCAGAGUCUAAACAUAGCCUCCAGGUACCUGAGCCGCAGCCGUUGAAACGUUCCUUGAGCGUCAGCUCCGCGGCCCGCAAACUUGUCGGUCGCACACGGUCCGGUUCGCCCGUUCCUCCUACUCCACCAGUCGAGACAGCUUCCAUAGCCCAGUCCACCGACGCUUCCUCUAUCGAAAAGUCGCCCCAAAAGGGUACACGUAGUUUGAGCCGACUUGCAUUCUCGGCUUUGCUUCCUAAGCGGGGCUCGAACAAUGCUGCUGCCGAGGCAAAGGCCGCGCUUGCACAGGCUAAAGCGAGGGAAGUCGCAGAAGCCAAGGCCAGGGCCAAAGCUGCGGUCGAGGACGCUAAAGCUCGUGCUAAAGCCGAAGCCGAAGACGCCAAGGCUGCCCGUGCUGUCAAGUCCAAGGAGGAAAAGGAGGCGAAAAAGAGCUCGAAACGCUUUGGUCACGGCUUCUGGAAUGCUGUCUUUUCUCAGCAAUAUUUCCCUCUUAAUGUGCAAAAUCCGCCUGGUCCUAAUUACCUUAUUUCACCCGAGGAGCGGAUUAAUGCCGCCUCGAGGUUAGAUCUGUAUAUCACCAGACUCAACUGGGAUGGUAGCCCUCCAAGCCCAGUGGCGGUCUAUGAAGGCAAAGGCGCCACCGCAGGGGAUACUUGGGAUUCUAUUCGCCGUCAACUCCACGACUAUGGACAGGCUAUAACUACCCAAAUGCCGAGAAUCCCGGGCGUAUAUCUGAUUGGCGCCAAAGGCCAAUCUGCCUGUUUCUGGUUUUACAAAACGGGAUAUUAUACUAACCCCUUGCCGAUAUUGGUUCAGUCGGGAAGUAGAGUGAUAGUGAAGGACAGUUCUCAAUUGCCUCCUGUAUCUGAUGUUGGUACUGGCUUCCCGGAUAUUGAUGAUAUUCUGCGAUUUAUUCGUGUUACUCCUGAUCCCCAAGUUACUAGAUAA
Rhizoctonia solani is the source of this 6156-nucleotide messenger RNA. RefSeq names its product proteophosphoglycan 5. The record is from RefSeq and is a predicted model, not a curated record. NCBI's taxonomy places the organism in Eukaryota, Fungi, Basidiomycota, Agaricomycetes, Cantharellales, Ceratobasidiaceae. Bases 1 to 6156 code for a protein of 2051 amino acids. The transcript is spliced from 7 exons.